Molecule: messenger RNA, 705 nt
Organism: Aspergillus clavatus NRRL 1
Lineage: Eukaryota; Fungi; Ascomycota; Eurotiomycetes; Eurotiales; Aspergillaceae
Product: kinetochore subunit FTA4 family protein
Exons: 4
Coding region: 1-705 (234 amino acids)
Cellular component (GO): Mis6-Sim4 complex
Source: RefSeq, a predicted model, not a curated record
AUGGACGCCAGUCGGACACUCUUUGAACUGAAGUCAACGUUCAUCAGGGCGCAAGUGCGCAUCUUAUCAGAAAGCCUAGAAGCACCGGAGGAUUGGAGAAGUUACGCGACUGGGUCGGAAGAAGAUGAGUUGAGCGAUAAGGCGGUUCAGGAUGCUCUGCAGAAAUUGAAUGCUACGUUGAAACAGCACAAUCGCAUCAUCUACUCUUCCCAAGCCAUUCAACAUGUCGCGCAGCAGAUUGCAAGCCUCUACUGGUCGUUAGUGAGCGAAGCCACACGUAAUGAGGGACUCGGCAGCAAGCGCGUGGAAAAAACAGUAGAUUUGUGCAGUCACUUCAAUAUCGCCCAACUACCCGUGGAAUUAGUGGACCAAUCUGCGACUGAGGAACAACGUUCAAGAUACCGGAGGUUACGAGAACAGCUGGUGCGUCUUGACAGUAAGCGACAACAACGACAACGGCGCCUUAACCAGCUACGGCGGCUACAAAGUCUGCUCGAACCGUUCCUCGAGCCGCAGAAAAAUAUCCAACCGAAUCUUGUCAUGAGAGAUGGAGAGCUGGUCCAAGAGUUGGAAAAAAUGAGGAUGCUCGUUGCACGAGUUGGAGGUCGAAUCGGGCAGAGUAAGGGGAGCCAGAAUACGGAGGGAACUCCGCCGUAUGCCUUGGGUUCGGAUGAGAAGCUGGCCGCGCUCCUUGACAUGUCUUAA